GCUAGUGUUUGUUUGUAAUUACUUAUAAAGGAAUUGUUAACCAUGAUUUUGAGCUUAUGAUUGCUUUUGCUGAGAGAUAUUGGGUAGAUAAAAAGGGGAGAUGAUUUCUACAACACUCGAGUAGUUUCAAUAUUAUUACUUCAUUUUAACCUCAUAUAGGGAACACGAUUUACAACUUGAAGCUCAUCAACCCUGCAUUCAAAGCUUCAGUCCCUCUCUGUUCGAGAUACUUCACUCCACUCCCAUACAAGUAUCACAUCGCCACAUCAUUACAACACAUAAACAUUCAAUAUAUCUAUCUCACCAUGGAUCCCUCACAAAUAAACAUUCCCCCCAUGAAAGAUCUUACCAUCGACAACAUCACUGAAAACACGGUCCGAAUAAAUUCUCAAGGAAGCGAUGAACGUCUCACAUAUGUUAUGGAAAGACUUGUUACACAUCUCCAUGAUUUUGCCCGUGAAACACGUUUGAGUACUAAAGAAUGGAUGGCUGCAUUAGAUUUCUUGGUGGGGGUUGGUCAGAUAUCUAGCGAUGUUAGACAUGAAUUUAUUCUUCUGUCAGAUAUCCUCGGACUAUCUCUCCUAGUCGACGCAAUCGACCAUCCCAAACCCGCCUCUUCAACCGAAGGAAGCGUCCUCGGUCCCUUCCACACCCACGAUGCAGAAGUAAUGGCAUCGGGCGACAAAAUGUGUUCCGAUCCCCAAGGCGACCCCUGCAUCGUUCUCUGCACCAUCAAAGACGUCUCAGGAACCCCUAUUCCAGAUGUCAAAAUCGACAUCUGGGAGACAGAUUCCACAGGUCACUAUGAUGUGCAGCACGACAUCCGAGACGGACCCGAUGGAAGAUGCGUGAUGAAAAGUGAUUCCAAUGGAGAAUUCUGGUUCAAGGCCAUCGUGCCCGUUCCCUAUCCCAUUCCGCAUGAUGGGCCUGUAGGUCAGCUUUUGAAAUUUUUGAAGAGACAUCCGUGGAGACCGGCCCAUAUGCAUUUUAUGUUUGAGAAGCCUGGUUGGGAUCAUCUUAUCACCGCAUUAUAUCUCCGAGGCGAUCCAUACGAAUCAUCAGACGCAGUAUUCGGAGUAAAACAAUCACUGAUCGUAGAUUUCGAACCCGCAACCGCUGAGAUCGCGAAGAAGUAUUCAAUUCCCGAAGGAUCAAAAGUCUUGAAACACGAUUUUGUUUUAGUGAGUGAGAAAGAGACGGAAGAGUUGAGAGAUCGGAAUGCCUUGAAGGCUUUGAAGGAUUUGGGAAUGAAAGUAAAGUUGUUGGAUCAUCUACCUGUGCCAGAUCUAGAUUGAGUUGUUGUCAAAGGGGUCACGGCUAAGAUAUGUAAUAAGAAUCAUGAGGGAACGAAAUAAAUACCACCUUUU
Messenger RNA from Botrytis sinoallii, 1367 nucleotides. RefSeq lists its product as uncharacterized. Gene Ontology annotation, biological process: catechol-containing compound metabolic process. The transcript has 3 exons. The record is from RefSeq and is a predicted model, not a curated record. Bases 306 to 1295 code for a protein of 329 amino acids. Lineage: Eukaryota; Fungi; Ascomycota; Leotiomycetes; Helotiales; Sclerotiniaceae. Gene Ontology annotation, molecular function: catechol 1,2-dioxygenase activity; ferric iron binding.